Cladophialophora immunda is the source of this 867-nucleotide messenger RNA. RefSeq lists its product as uncharacterized. The record is from RefSeq and is a predicted model, not a curated record. NCBI's taxonomy places the organism in Eukaryota, Fungi, Ascomycota, Eurotiomycetes, Chaetothyriales, Herpotrichiellaceae. Gene Ontology annotation, molecular function: oxidoreductase activity. The transcript has a single exon. Gene Ontology annotation, cellular component: cytosol. Bases 1 to 867 code for a protein of 288 amino acids.
AUGACGUUUAGCACCAAAGUCGAGCACUUCGAACCAUAUGGCAGGCUGUCGCCCGCCAAGUUGGCUUCGGAGUUUGCGUCGACGAAUGUCUUAAUAAGUGGCGGCGGGUAUGGCAUAGGGGCCUCCAUCGCACGCGCCUUCGCAGAAGCACACGCGGCCAGUAUCGUCCUUGCAGGCCGUACGGAGUCGAAAUUGAGGGCCACAGCCGAGGAGAUCAAGACUGUGUAUCCCGGAACCAUGGUUGAGUACCGCACUGUCGAUAUCACAUCGGAGGACUCAGUCAAGGCCAUGUUUUCUUCACUGGACAGGCCAGUCGAUGUGCUGAUCAACAAUGCCGGAUACCUGGCCAAUCCUGAGAAUUUUGUCAGUGCAGAUCUGAAGGAGUGGUGGCGAUCGUUUGAAGUCAACGUCCUCGGCACUGCAUUCGUCCUGCAGCAGUUCUUACAAGCACGAGCGAAGCAAAGCGCAACGAGUCAGGCCGUUGUGGUGAAUAUCAACACCCUCGGCGCUUACAGCUUCCUUGUACCGUUCCUCUCAGCAUACGGCGCCAGCAAGGCUGCAAUGUGGAGAAUGAUGGAGUUGAUAACCGUGGACAUUCAAGCGACGACAGUACUACCCGGCGGGGCUAGGAUCAUUUCCGUGCAUCCCGGGUUUGUCAAGACUGCAAUGGCAGACAAAUCUGGGCUAGAUAGCUUCUUCACACCAACGAACCCCCAGCUUGCGGCCGAGUUUGUCGUCUGGGCUGCAAGCGAGGAAGCAUCCUUUCUGGCGAAUCGACUGGCUUGGGCCAACUGGGACUUGGAUGAGCUGGUUGCGAGGAAGCAGGAGAUUGUGGAAAAGGAUAUGCUGAGGAGCGCUUUGUCCUGA